Melospiza melodia melodia is the source of this 1983-nucleotide messenger RNA. It is a transcript of the gene LRRC61, whose product is annotated as leucine rich repeat containing 61. The record is from RefSeq and is a predicted model, not a curated record. The transcript is spliced from 2 exons. Lineage: Eukaryota; Metazoa; Chordata; Aves; Passeriformes; Passerellidae. Gene Ontology annotation, molecular function: protein binding. The coding region runs from base 1 to 915 and encodes 304 amino acids.
AUGGCAACGGGGGGCGGGGCCUCGGGGGCCGCCGGGAGCCGCCGUGCGGACCUCCCCGCAGGGAUGGAGGGGCGCGGGGAGGAGGCACCAGAGGAGCCGGAGGUGUCGGAGCCCUCAGAGGAGGAAGAGGAGGAGGAGGAGGAGGAGGAGGACGAAGGCUCCGGGGUGCGGGUGACGCCGGCGCUGCUCAAGGCCACGACGGGCGAGUUCUCGCUGGAGUCCAUCCUGCUGCUGCGGCUGCGGGGCCGCGGCAUCGCGCACCUGGGCUGCCUGGCCGACUGCUCCAACCUCGAGUGGCUGGACCUGUCGGGCAACGCCAUCGCGGGGCUGGCGCCGCUGGCCGCGCUGCGCGCCCUGGCCGUGCUCAACCUGGCCGCCAACCGCGUGGCCAGCGUGGAGCCGCUGCGGGGCUGCCGCAGCCUGCGCCAGCUCAACCUGGCGGGCAACCGCCUGCGCAGCCUGCGCCAGCUGCGCUGCCUGCAGGGCCUGCGGCACCUGGAGAGCCUGCGCCUGCGGGACCCGCGCGGCGGCCUGGCCAACCCGCUGUGCGCCGCGCCGGCCUACCGCGCCGCGCUGGCCGCCAUGCUGCCCGGCCUCAAGGCCAUCGACGGGCAGCGCGUGGCGGGCCGCGGCAGCGAGCUCUUCCGCCUGUGCCGCGAGCUGGACGCGGCGCUGGACGGGGAGGGCGCGCCCGCCGCCGCCGCCGUGGCGCCCGCGGAGCCGCCGCAGCCCUGGGUGCGCGCCGGGUUCUGGGAGGCGCGGCCGGCGCGGCGCAGCGCCGUGCUGGAGGAGGCCACGCGGCAGCUGGGCCAGGCCCUGCGCGAGUGCCGCGAGCUCGGCCGCCGCGCCGACGACUCCAUCGCGCAGGCACAGCGCGCCCUCGGCCGCCGCCAGCACGGCGACUUCGGGUUCUGAGCGCCGCGGGGACACGCGGGCUGGACACGGCCUUGGCUGGGCUGGGGAACGCAAAGGUGGGAAUGGAGAACAGCCACAGCCCAGAGCCACCAUCAUCCGAGCCACAGGAGCCCAAAAACAGGGCCAGGAGAACUCCCAGAGAGUCACCCUCAUCUGAGCCACAGGAGCCCAAAAAUGGCAAUGGAGAACCCCAAAGAUGGCAAUGGAGAACACCCAAAGAUGGGAAUGGAGAACACCCAAAGAUGGGAAUGGAGAACCCCCAGAGCCACCACAGGCCAAAGCCAUCAUCAUCUGAGCCACACAACCCCAAAGAUUGGAAUGGAGAACCCCCAAAAAUGGGAAUGGAGAACCCCUAAAGAUUGGAAUGGAGGAUCCUCAAAGAUUGGAAUGGAAAGCCCCCAAAAUAGGAAUGGAAAAUCCCCAAAGAUGGGAAUGGAGAACCUCCAGAGCCACCACAGCCCAAAGCCACCAUCAUCUAAGCCACAGGACCCCAAAAACGGGGCCAGGAGAACCCCCAAAGCAACCAUCAUCUGAGCCACAGGACCCCAAAACCAGGGCCAGGAGAAUCCCCAGAGCCACCACAGCCCAAAGCCACCAUUGUCUGAGCCACAGGACCCUGAAAAUGGGACCAGGAGAAAGAACUCCCAGAGCCACCACAGCCUGAGCUGUGGGACCCCGAAACCAGGGCUGGGACACCCCCAGAGCCAGCACCAGUCCAGAUCCCUCAUCCUCCCAAGUGUGAGACCCCAAGCCAGGGCUGGGAGCCCCUCAGUGCCACCCCUGCCCAGCUGCGUUUCCUUAUCUGUGGGAGCCCAGAAAUGGAUCCAGGAAAGCCCCCAGAGCCCACAGUGUCACCCUGAGACCCCCAGAGCCACCACAAGCCUGUCUCCCUGCUCCUGUGAGCCCUGGGACCCCCACACUGGAGCUGGGGCACCCCCAGAGCCACCCCAGCCCAGCAGAGGAUCCCCAGGGAGCACCAGAGCAGCCGUGGGGAGCCCAGCCUCGGCUGGGGCACGUGUUGGGGACAGGGCACGUGGUGGCACUGUGCAUUAAACGUGUCCCACCCUC